This is a messenger RNA of Trichoplusia ni (cabbage looper), 1626 nucleotides long. It is a transcript of the gene Nopp34, whose product is annotated as MKI67 FHA domain-interacting nucleolar phosphoprotein. The coding region runs from base 110 to 1480 and encodes 456 amino acids. The record is from RefSeq and is a predicted model, not a curated record. Gene Ontology annotation, molecular function: RNA binding. Gene Ontology annotation, biological process: maturation of LSU-rRNA from tricistronic rRNA transcript (SSU-rRNA, 5.8S rRNA, LSU-rRNA). Gene Ontology annotation, cellular component: nucleolus. The transcript has 9 exons. NCBI's taxonomy places the organism in Eukaryota, Metazoa, Arthropoda, Insecta, Lepidoptera, Noctuidae.
UGUCAUUAGUGUCAUUGUCACUGUCUCACUGAUCGAUCGUGUGAGUUUUUGCUAUUUCGUGUAAAAUACAUGUUUUGCUAUUCUUUAGCAACAUAAGUUAUCUAAUAAAAUGGAGGAAAUUGUAGCUUUAGAUUCGAAAAAGCAAAAGAAGUUUGUUAAAUCUAUCAAAGGAAUAAAAAAGCUCAUUAAGAAAAAUGAAGGAAAGCCAGAGGUUCCGAAGAAGGAAGAGAAGGUUGAACUGCCACAAAAAACUUUUAGUAUGAAAUUAAAUGGUAGUCCAGUUCAACACAAAAAACGCAAGGAAAGGGGUCUUGUCUAUUUGUCACAUAUUCCACAUGGGUUUUACGAGCAUCAAAUGACACAAUACUUCAAGCAAUUUGGAGUUGUUACCAAUGCCAGGGUUAUAAAAUCAAAGCGAACUGGCAACUCUAAAGGAUGUGCUUUUGUGGAGUUCAAGGAACCAGCGGUUGGUCAAAUUGUUGCUGAAACUAUGAACAACUAUCUUAUGGGGAAAAGGUUGAUCAAAGCCGAAUACAUCCCCCCAGAAAAACAAAAGCUAAAGGCAUUUAGGAAGCACUGGAAUGCUGUGAAUAAUCCUAGCAGUCAAGCUAGAUUGAAAAUGAAAAAGAUUAUAAAUACUGAUAAAGAUGAGAAGGGAGAUCUCCAGAAGGCUAGACAACUAUUGUCAAACCUAACAAAAACAAAGAAAAGGCUGAGUAAAUUGGGAAUAAAUUAUGACUUUUUCACACCUGUUGAUGUCCCAGAAGGACUGGUAAAUAAAACUGUCAAAGAAGAAAAAGAAGUAUCUGAAGAAAAACCAUCCAAGACUAAGGGCAAGAAAGGAAAGGUUCAGGAGUUUGAGGUAGAAAAUGUGAAGCCUAAGGAUGAACCCACCACACUUGGACCUAAAAAGGGAAAAGCAGAAACUAAAAGGCCUGAACCUGCACCUGCAAAAGCAAAAGCUGAAAUUAAAAAGCCCGAACCUGCACGUGAAAAAGCAAAAGCUGAAACUAAAAAGCCUGGACCUGCACCUGAAAAGGCAAAAGCUGAAACUAUAAAACCUCAAGGCAAAAAAGCUAGACGAGGAUCUGUUUUUACAGAAGAGUUUAUAGAAAUAGCAGAAUCUGUUUCAGGCAGUGAUGAUGGGUUUGACUCAGACGCAUUUGAGAAGGAAUUAAAUGACGAGAGUGAUGAUGAUGCUACUGAUGAUUCUAGUGAAGGUGAAGAAGAACAAGCCCCUGAAAGGCAAAUAAUUCUACCGAAAAUGCAAAAGAAAGUAAUGCUUGCUCCUGUUAAACCUAAUAAGAAACCCCAAAAUGUGCAAGUUCAAAAGCCACAGAAGAAAGUACAGAUUCAAAACCAGCUUCAAGGAAUAGAAUUGAAAAGGAAAGCUACACCGAAACCUGCACCUCCUACAAAGAAACCGAAGUUUGAAAAACAACAUCAGAAACAAACAAAGAAGUCAUUUAAGAAGAAAUAAGUGAAUUUUAGUUUUAAUUUAUGACUCCACACUUACUUAGUUGUAAGGUCUUUGUAUAUUCUUCAUAAAUAAGUAUUUUACCCAUUGUGAUUAUCUUGUUUAUGUAAUAAGUACUAAGUAUGUUAAUAAACAAUUUGUCACCAAUA